This is a messenger RNA of Hypoxylon fragiforme, 573 nucleotides long. RefSeq lists its product as uncharacterized. The coding region runs from base 1 to 573 and encodes 190 amino acids. Gene Ontology annotation, molecular function: calcium ion binding. The record is from RefSeq and is a predicted model, not a curated record. Gene Ontology annotation, cellular component: intracellular membrane-bounded organelle; cytosol; membrane. The transcript has 4 exons. NCBI's taxonomy places the organism in Eukaryota, Fungi, Ascomycota, Sordariomycetes, Xylariales, Hypoxylaceae.
AUGGGAAAAUCUCAAUCAAAACUUUCACAGGAGCAGCUAGCCGAACUCCAGAAAUCCACGCAUUUCGACAAGAAGGAAUUACAACAAUGGUAUAAGGGCUUCCUGAAAGACUGCCCGUCGGGCAUGCUCACGAAGGAAGAGUUCCAGAAAAUAUACCGACAAUUCUUCCCAUUCGGCGACCCGUCUUCAUUUGCAGAUUAUGUAUUCAAUGUUUUUGAUUCAGACAAAUCUGGGUCUAUUGACUUCAAAGAAUUCAUCUGCGCUUUGAGCGUCACGAGUCGCGGUAAAAUGGAAGACAAACUUGAUUGGGCCUUUCAACUAUAUGACAUCGAUGGCGACGGCAAGAUAAGCUACGAUGAGAUGCUCAAGAUCGUAGAGGCGAUCUACAAAAUGGUCGGCUCGAUGGUGAAGCUCCCCGAAGACGAAGAUACCCCCGAGAAACGCGUCAGGAAAAUCUUCAGCAUGAUGGAUAAGGACGAGAACGGUAGUCUAGAUAUGGAGGAGUUCAAGGAAGGCAGCAAACGCGACGAAACCAUCGUCUCGGCAUUGUCCCUGUACGAUGGAUUGGUGUAA